Messenger RNA from Acytostelium subglobosum LB1, 489 nucleotides. RefSeq lists its product as hypothetical. The coding region runs from base 1 to 489 and encodes 162 amino acids. NCBI's taxonomy places the organism in Eukaryota, Evosea, Eumycetozoa, Acytosteliales, Acytosteliaceae. The record is from RefSeq and is a predicted model, not a curated record. The transcript has a single exon.
AUGAGUCAAUCAAAUCAACAACCUACACCAAAGUUGCCUCUUCCACCAUUCACACAUGAAACAGCAGUUCAGAAGGUCAGGUUGGCUGAGGAUGCAUGGAACUCUCGUGACCCUGUCCGUGUGUCGCAGGUGUACACCGAGGAUACAAAGUGGAGGAACAGAGCAGAGUUCCCACAGGGUCGAGAGCAGGUCGUAGAGUUCCUCACAAAGAAGUGGCAGAAGGAGCAAGAGUAUCGUCUCAUCAAGGAGCUGUGGGCCUACGAUGGUAAUAGGAUUGCCGUACGAUUUGCCUACGAGUCAAAGGAUGUCAAUGGUGUAUGGUGGAGAUCCUAUGGCAAUGAGAACUGGCAAUUCAAUGAACAAGGCUAUAUGGAGCGACGUUAUGCAUCGAUAAACGACCUUCAGAUAAGUGAGUCUGAGCGUCUGUUCCACUGGCCACUCGGUCGUCGUCCAGAUGAUCAUCCAAGUCUAUCAGAACUUGGUCUCUAG